CCUUGGGGGCGAAAUUGUCCUCAAAAGCUCCCUUAAUUUACGACGUUGUCACCACCUCCAGAUCUCUCACUUUAGCAUGCCCGUCUCCUACAAAACUGAUUCAGAAACCAAGGAAUUCCUCAAAGACUAAACCACCAUGGAUGCUGUCCGCCACUACGACACUUCUUGGAACUCCUCCACCAACUGGUCUAUUGCCGAUGGUUCCCUCCUUCACUCCGUCAUCUUCGAGUCAUCAUUAGCAUCAAUCGCCGGAUCCGAUCAGCAUGAACCUGCCCUCGAUGAUCUAACCGCCGUCGAUUCCGCUCCUAAACCCCCCCUUAUUCUGUGCCCUACUUCACCUGAUUCCGGCCCCUGCGAGAUCACCAUUACUUUUGCCCAAAGCCAUGAAGUAAGACAGAUUUAUGUCCGAAGUACUGCUCGGGUAUAUGAAAUAUACUAUGCUUCUAAACCACAGAGCAGCAAGGAGUAUCUCAGUACCGUUCGCUGUGGUGUUGCCUGCAGAGACGAAGAGGUGCUUCUUGCACCCAAUUUUGAUGAAUCUGCAUUUGCUCAUCUGAAAGGAGCCAAUACGAAGUUGGAUGAGAAGACACUGAAAAAUGACAGCAAUUCCAAAAAUGACGGCAAUUCCAACUCGAAUGAAGAUGAUUGGGUUGAAGUGAAAGCUCCUGGUACUCCUCUGCUUUAUAGUGGAAGCAAUGUGUCAUCAAAUUCUGUUGUGCACUCAGGUAGCACACAGGAUUUAUAUGAGGCUACUGCUGAGAUCAAUGAUGCAAACCCCUGCACGUCUAUUACUCUCCGGUUGCUUUCACUUCAAAAUAAAGGCUGUGUAUGUGUUGAUGAACUCUAUGUUUUUGCUGAUCCUGUUGAUAUAGCUGAUUCAGAAACUGAAGUCAGCCAGAUGGGAAAUGCGGGAGGAAAUUCUCUUAUGGCUAUGCUUGCUCCCACACUUUUGCAGUUAUCUAAAACAGCAGGUUUUCACCGCAUAGAAAAUGAAGAGGUUUUUGGCUCAAAAACAAAAGAAACGAAACAAGAAGAUGGGUCUAAGAGCACUGAACCAUUAAAUUUUAGAAAUGAAAUCCUGCAAGAAGUAAAACCCAGUUUAGCCAAUCAGCGGGAGGUGAACUUGCAGGAAGCAGUUGCAGCGACUACUGAACCAAAUCAACAUGAGAUCCCCCCACUUAAGCAUGUUACAAUCAAGCCUGAUGUAACAUGUGGGCAUAUUGAGAGAUCCCUGAAUGAGCUUGUUUCUCGAGUCAGUAGAGUAGAAGAUCUCCUAUUGAAGUUUGAAGAGAACAUGCUAAAGCCCAUAAGCAGCAUUGAUGCAAGGCUUCAGCGUGUAGAGCAGCAGCUUGGAGAACUUACUAAGAACCCUAAGACAUCUGAAUUGCCAUCUUGCACAAAAUUCUCUGCACCUGAAUUUUCCUGCCAGAAUUCUGAUAAUUAUUCUUGUAACACUGGUAAUGAAUCUGACCAACUUGUUGAUGCAUCACAUGAGAAGGGUAUUUCAUCACCUAACCAACUUGAUGAAACCAUUUACCCGGUAAAUGCUACUCAGUCAUUCCCAAGACUUGUUGUCACUGCCCCUGAUUUUUCCAAUGCUGAUGAUGAGGAUGAUGACAUUGCUUCAGAAACCGGUUCUGAUCUGUCCAAUGCUGAUGAUGAGGAAGAUCAUGUUGCUUCAGAAACUGGUUCUUCUAAGGAUAAACCAAAGCACACCAUGUCAAUUGAUGAUGCAUUAGCAUCUGCCCUUGCCAACUUCCUUUCUUCAACUUCCAUAGAGAUAGAAAAGAAUAUUCAAGCUCCAACUGUAAAAGCUCCUGAAAUUUUACAUGAAGAAGAUGGUAUUAUUGAUAAAAAGGUGUUUCCAGCAUCUGAACCUUGCUGUCUUGACACAAGAGAUGGAAAGGAUUCAACAACAGCAUUGGGGCCAUCCAACUGUUCUUCAGAGAGGAUAGGGGAGGUGACAUGCUCUCUUAAUGAGGUCGAUUCUGAGCAAGCAGCUAAAGAAGUUGUUGAAGACUAUCAAAAGCAAGGUCCUUGCCAUGAGACGGUUGGCUACAUAGAUACUCCAGCCAAACAUGAACACCAGAUAGUGGGGGACAUGGGAAAUGGGGAAGUUAGCAAUGCAACAAGAAAAAUUUUGGUUCUUGAUGAAAUGGAUAUUCUGAACCAAUUCCUUGAAGAUCAUAUUGAUGAUGAUUCUGAUGUUGAUGUGGAAAGAGCUCCUGGGGACAAGGAAAUUAGAGGAGAAGUAGCUAAACAAGAUCAUCAUGAAGACUUUCUGAAGAAUUUUCUGGAAUUAUCAUAUGCUUCUUCUGUAGUGAAUUUUGAAACUCCAAUCCUGGAUGUAAAGUUUGCCUCUGAAGACAACUCCAUUAACAAGUCGCCUCUUGAAGCCCUUUUGUCUGACAUGCAAGUAACAGGUACUGCUGCUUCCUGCUCUAAGAAAAGUGAUGAUGGUUCCCUUGAAGCCCUUUUGUCAGACAUGCAAGUCACAGAUACUGCUUCUUCCUGCUCUAAAAGUGAUGAUAGUUCUCAACCUGGUGAAGAUUGCAAGUUGAUUUCAGUUGACGAAGCGGAUGUGGAUGGUAUGCCUUGGAACUUGGAGGUCGAAAACCUGGAGGAUUAUCCUGCAUGUAACAACCAUGAAGUUGCAGAAACAAACCUUAUAUGAAAGAGAAGUACUAGCUAGCUUCAUGAUGUUGUAAAUAAUCUGUUUUUCAGAGUAAUGUUCUAGAAACUUGAUCUUGACUGUUAAAGUAGAAGCUAGCUUUGUGUCCGAAUAUGUUGUAAAUAAUUUGUUUUUUAGAAACUUGAAUGAGUAGAUGGUUAAUAGCUUUACGAUUGAUGGAAUUGGGUUAGUAAUAGAAGUAAGAAAUUGAUUCGUAGUCAA
Gossypium raimondii (Peruvian cotton) is the source of this 2893-nucleotide messenger RNA. RefSeq lists its product as hypothetical. NCBI's taxonomy places the organism in Eukaryota, Viridiplantae, Streptophyta, Magnoliopsida, Malvales, Malvaceae. The record is from RefSeq and is a predicted model, not a curated record. The transcript has 3 exons. Bases 137 to 2674 code for a protein of 845 amino acids.